This is a messenger RNA of Trichoplax adhaerens, 1032 nucleotides long. RefSeq lists its product as uncharacterized. The record is from RefSeq and is a predicted model, not a curated record. Gene Ontology annotation, molecular function: UDP-glucose 4-epimerase activity. The coding region runs from base 1 to 1032 and encodes 343 amino acids. NCBI's taxonomy places the organism in Eukaryota, Metazoa, Placozoa, Uniplacotomia, Trichoplacea, Trichoplacidae. Gene Ontology annotation, cellular component: cytosol. The transcript has 10 exons. Gene Ontology annotation, biological process: beta-D-galactose catabolic process via UDP-galactose, Leloir pathway.
AUGGCCAACAGUAAAGAAAUCUUAGUACUCGGCGGUGCUGGCUACAUAGGCAGUCAUACUAUAGUAGAAUUGGUCAAGGCUGGUUAUCAGCCUGUUGUAGCAGAUAAUGCAUUUAAUUCUUCACCAGAGUGUGUUACUAGAAUACAAAACCUGCUAGAUCGUAAAAUUGAAUUUUAUCAAGUUGAUAUGCGUGACAAGGAAGGUCUACGUAAUGUUUUCUCAAAGCACAACUUUUAUGCUGUUAUUCAUCUAGCUGGUUUAAAAGCUGUUGGUGAAUCCGUUCAGAUUCCAUUAUCUUAUUAUUCGAUUAAUAUAGGUGGUACAAUUUCCUUGCUAGAGGUAAUGAAGGAAUUUAAAGUGUUCAAUAUAGCCUUCUCAUCAUCAGCUGCAGUUUAUGGAGAUCCUCAGUUCCUACCUAUAACUGAAGAUCAUCCGACCGGACGAUGUGCUAACCCUUAUGGUAGAACAAAAUAUUUCAUAGAAGAAAUCUUUAAAGAUCUUUGCAAAGCAGAGCCGGAAUGGAAUGUAUUCUUACUACGAUAUUUUAACCCGGUCGGAGCACACGAAUCAGGCGUUAUUGGAGAAGAUCCACGAGGAAUUCCUAAUAACCUAAUGCCUUACGUAUCGCAAGUGUGCGUUGGAAAACGCGAAUACUUGACUAUAUUUGGUAAUGACUACGAUACGCAUGACGGAACUGGCGUUCGUGAUUACGUUCACGUUGUUGAUCUUGCUGCGGCUCAUGCAUUAGCAAUUGAUAAAAUGGAAGGUGAACAUGGCUGCAAGAUUUACAAUCUCGGUAGUGGCAAGGGCAUUUCUGUCUUAGAUAUUAUAAAAGAAUUUGAAAAAGCUUCCGGAAACAAGGUUCCAUACAAGAUCGUAGAUAGGCGCCCUGGUGAUGUUCCAAAAUCUUAUGCAGAUGUUUCUUUAGCAGAAAAAGAACUUGGGUGGAAGACCAUGAAAAAUCUUCAAGAAAUGUGUGAGGAUACUUGGAAAUGGCAGUCUGGUAAUCCGUCUGGAUUUCUUAAAAAUUGA